CCAGACCGCCUCAUAGAAAUUAUAAACACUAUUCUCCAGCAUUUCUUUCUUGUUUCUCGUGCUAUUAACAAUGGCGGAAGAACCAGCAGUGAAUUCUUGUUGUGCUAAGUGGAUAGCGAAAAGGAAUGCUCUACGAGAAGCCGUGAAGCUUCUUAAUCAGUGGAAAGAUCAGAUUGAAGACGAGAAACUUAAUGUCUCAAAAGAGUUAGAGGAGGAGCGAGCACGAGUAGAGGUGGAGAAAGAGGCAAAAGUUAAAGAAUGUGGUGUUAGAGUAGAAUUAGAGAAUGAGAUUCUGCAGUUGAAAUCAGAGAUUACCUCCUUACAGGAAACUGCUUAUUCAAGAGAGGAUGCAGAAACGAAACGUCUCAGGGUGCUUCUUGAGAAAGGAAAGAAGAGGGGAGAUGCUGAAAAAAAGAGGGCUGAAGCGGAGAAGAAGAAAGCUGCAGAAACAUUGAAGCUACUGAAAGCUGAAAGAAAGAAGGCUGAAGCGGAGAAGAAGAAAGCUACAGAAGCAUUAAAGCUAUUGAAAGAAAUCACAUUAGAGGAGGAGCGAGCACGAGUAGAGACGGAGAAACUGACAAAAGUUAAAGAAUCUGCUGUUAGAGUAGAGUUCGAGAAUGGGAUCCUGCAGCUGAGAUCAGAUUUAACCUCCGUACAGGAAACUGCUUAUUCAAGAGAGGAGUUGCUUCAGACCCAAAUUUCACAAGGAGAUGCAGAAAACAAAUGUCUCAAGGAGCUUACUGAAAAAGAAAAGAAGAGGGGAGAUGCUGAGAAAAAUAAGGUUGAAGCGGAGAAGAAGAAAGCUGCAGAAGCAUUGGAGCUAUUGAAAGCUGAAAAGAGUAACUUGGAGGAUCUGAUUCAAAAGCAGGUCUCAGUCGGGGAAGCACAAACCAAACGUCUCAAGGAGCUUCUGGAGAAAGAAAAGAAGAGGGGAGACGCCGAAAAAAAGAAGGUUGAAGUGGAGAAGAAGAAAGCUGCAGAAGCAUUGAAGCUAUUGAAAGCUGCAAAAAAGAAGGCUGAAGCGAACAAGAAGAAAGCUCUGGAAGCACUCAAGUUACUAGAAGCUGAAAAGAGUAAAGUGGAUGGAGAAAAACAGCAAAUUGAUAAAGAUAUGAUUCAAAAACAAGUCUCAGACGGGGCAGCGGAAAUUAAUCGUCUCAGGGAAUUACUGGCGAGAGAAAAGGGUAGAGUAGACUCUGAAAAAGUGAAAGCUGAGGUGGAAAAGAAAAAAGCUUUAGAAGCACUAAAGUUAUUGGAAGCUGAAAAGAGUGUAACUGAUGGAGAAAAAAAGAAGUUUGAUAUGGAAAGAAAUAGAUCUGAGGAACUUAAGACCACUUUGGAAGCCUUGACAUCUGAGGCUAAUGAAACCGGAAUAAAACUUGGUACAGAGAGAUCAAAAGCACAGAAAAAGCUAGAAGCUGUGAAUAAUAAGGCAAAUAGGUUGAAGAAAAGAGCAGAUUCCGAAAAGGCAAAAGCAGAGCUACUGAAGAGGUGUGCUGAAGAAGUGAGAAAGAAGCUAUUCGAUGAAAACAAUAGGUCGAAUGAAUUGUCUAGGAGGUUGGAAGAGGAGAAAAAGAGGAGUGAAGAAUUGGAAAGGAAGGUUCAGGAUAUCAUGUCCACCAAGAAUGUGGAGAAGAUCUGCCCUGAAGAGUCAGAUAGACAGCAUGAAAAUGUAAACACAAUCGCUGCAAAUGCAAAUGUGGCGUUCUUAGAAUAUAAGCUGGAGCUUGAAUAUAAUCAUGUAAAACUUGCUAAAAAGGUGGCUAAGUUUGAGAAAAGACGCAAUGAUUUGUUACAGCAAGAAAUCUGCCGCUUAAAACAGGAUCUUUUCCAAUUCUGUCAUCGACUUAAUUCAGUAGAUGGCUGUUUCUCUCAUGGAGUCGAAGGGAUAGAUGCUUCAGCAAAGCAGGGAACUUCAGAGGCGCCAAAACUACCUCAGGUACGUACCUCUAGAUGCAGAACAAGCAGAAGCGAUAGCUCUACUCGCAGCUAUAGUGCUCGCCCGAUAAAUGGAGCUGCAUGAGGUCUGUUUUGUUAGAGAUUGCAAGGCAGUUAUCAAAGCUAUAUCUAGUACUACGUCAUGUGUUAAAUGGUAAACUGCUCCUGUUUUGGUGUAUUGUAAAUAUGCUCGUAAGAUCUCCUUCACAUGUGUAUAUGUAAAUAGAACAAAGAUGAUGGUGAACUAACACCUUAGCUAAGUCCAUUUUGACAGUUGGUUCAUGUAUAUCCUGGUUAAUUAGUGUCUCCUCCUUGAAGAGUUUCUUGAUGAA
Molecule: messenger RNA, 2270 nt
Organism: Papaver somniferum (opium poppy)
Lineage: Eukaryota; Viridiplantae; Streptophyta; Magnoliopsida; Ranunculales; Papaveraceae
Product: axoneme-associated protein mst101(2)-like
Exons: 5
Coding region: 71-2023 (650 amino acids)
Source: RefSeq, a predicted model, not a curated record